AUGUACCGGAAACGAUGGACCGUAAAGGUACUGCGAAUGGAUUCACGGUAUGGCGGGAAUGGGAGCGGCUGGGACACACUGGCCAAGAUGAUCUGCAUUUUCUUCUUCGCGAUACUACUGCACGAGGAGGCUGUGCACAGUUCGCGACUGUUCGAGGCGGACGCCUCGAAUGGGCUGCAAACGCCAGAAAAAGGCCCUUACUUUGACACGACGGUUCCGUCGAACGUGACAGGCCUCGUUGGGAAGACCAUUCAACUCGUGUGCAAAGUGAAGAAUCUUGGAAACAGGACCGUAUCCUGGGUUAGGCAUCGGGACAUCCAUUUGCUGACAGUUGGUCGUUACACGUACACGAGCGAUCAGCGUUUCGAAGCUAUGCACACCCUCCACACCGAGGAAUGGACCCUGAGGAUACGAUAUCCUCAGAAGAGAGAUUCCGGUAUCUACGAAUGCCAAAUAUCUACCACUCCACCCAUGGGCCAUUUCAUUUACCUGACCGUGGUUGAACCAGUCACGGAGAUCACGGGAGGCCCAGAUCUGUUCAUCAACAAAGACAGCACGAUAAACUUGACCUGUUUGGUCAAAUAUGCCCCCGAGCCACCAACUGCGAUCGUUUGGAGCCAUAAUCACGAGGCGAUUAACUUCGACUCGCCGAGGGGCGGGAUCAGCCUGGUGACUGAGAAGGGACCGGUUACAUCGAGCCGUUUGCUCAUUCAAAAAGCGAUCGAGAAAGACUCCGGUCUAUACACGUGCUCGCCGAGCAACACUCAUCCGAACAGCGUGCGGGUUCACAUUGUUAACGAACGUCCAGCGGCAAUGCAUCACGGGAGCGGUGACAGAAUGUCCGCGACAUUACUUACUUUCGUUCUGCUUCUUUCAUCGAUCAUUUGA
This is a messenger RNA of Colletes gigas, 888 nucleotides long. Its product is annotated as zwei Ig domain protein zig-8-like. Gene Ontology annotation, biological process: synapse organization. The transcript is spliced from 6 exons. Lineage: Eukaryota; Metazoa; Arthropoda; Insecta; Hymenoptera; Colletidae. Gene Ontology annotation, cellular component: neuron projection membrane. The record is from RefSeq and is a predicted model, not a curated record. Bases 1 to 888 code for a protein of 295 amino acids.